Molecule: messenger RNA, 639 nt
Organism: Colletotrichum chrysophilum
Lineage: Eukaryota; Fungi; Ascomycota; Sordariomycetes; Glomerellales; Glomerellaceae
Exons: 4
Coding region: 1-639 (212 amino acids)
Source: RefSeq, a predicted model, not a curated record
AUGUCAGAUUUACUAAUUCGCGGAAGUGUGCCACCCAACGUGAAGUUUGAAGUGGAUGAUUUAGACGAGGAGUGGAACUGGUCGCAACCAUUCGACUACAUUCACAGCCGAUUCAUGAACGCAUCAAUUGGCAAUUGGAAAACCUUUGCAACCAAGGUUUUUAAUCACCUCACCCCAGGUGGAUAUGUCGAACUAGUUGAACUAGACCUGCAUGCACGCUCCGACGACGGAACAUUGAAGUCGGACUCUGCUAUUUCCAGAUGCACUGAAUUGCUUGGAGAAGCUGCCGGCAUUUUCGGACGUCCUUACCAGGAGAUUCCGCCUCUUGUGAAGGUUCUUGAGGAUGCCGGCUUCGUGGACGUCAAGAUGGAGGUGCAUAAGUGGCCGACCAACGAUUGGCCGAAGUAUCCCGAGUAUAAGGAGCUGGGCAUAUGGGCUAACGAAAACUUCAUUGCUGGAUUUGAAUCCUUCACUAUGGCACCCUUGACCAGAGCUCAUGGCUGGACAAAGGAGGAGGUCCAAGUUUUUCUCGUGGAAGUGCGAAAAGAGCUGGGGAACAGAUCCAUUCACGCGUACUGGCCAAUGUACAACAUCUACGGACGAAAGCCUUCCGAGAAAAACUCAGUCCUAGCACAUUGA